This is a messenger RNA of Rhizophagus irregularis DAOM 181602=DAOM 197198, 1579 nucleotides long. RefSeq lists its product as uncharacterized. The record is from RefSeq and is a predicted model, not a curated record. Gene Ontology annotation, molecular function: protein binding. NCBI's taxonomy places the organism in Eukaryota, Fungi, Glomeromycota, Glomeromycetes, Glomerales, Glomeraceae.
CAAUGAUCCUGCUACUUUAUUUGCUUGUGCAUUAGUUAAUAGAGAAUGGUGUAAAAUUGCAACGAGCAUCUUAUGGCGUGAUUCCUGGAGAUAUAAAAAAAGCUUUCAAUUACCAGGUAAUGAAAAAAUUCAAAUGAUUUCAAUAUUUCUUGAAUCAUUACCACAAUAUCAUUUAAAUACAAUUGAAAGGAAGAUUGGUAUCCUUAUAAUGCCUAGAAAAACAUUAUUCAACUAUGCCAAAUUUGUAAGACAUAUAAGAAUUCGUAGCUUGGAAUGGCAUUUAACAAAGUGGGUUCAACACAAUGCAGGAUAUUAUAUUAAUGAAGAUAGUCCGGACUUACGAAAAAAAGUUACAAUUAUCAGUCAAAUAUUAUUAGAACAUAUUCUUAGAUCAACACCAACAAUAUAUGGGUUAAACGUCAAUAGCGAAAAUUAUACUUCAGGAUCUUUAACAUCUGCUAUAAGAAAUGUGCCUAGCGCAAAAAUUUCUUUAGCCAAUGUCAAAAUCUUCACAUUUGGUAAAAUAUGGACAACGAUGCCAAGAUUAUUUGAAAUUCUUUCAACAAUUUGUUAUAAAAUUAAUACAUUGGAAAUUUGUCCAUCUCAGGAUAUUAAAUAUACAGCUAGAUUAAUUAAUAAUCAAAUCAAUAUAAAAUCGCUCACACUUGUUGAUACGCCUUCUAUAAGACUAAAUCGGCAUGAAACAAAAAAUGAAUAUACUUGGGAUAAUGAAAUAUUUAGUGCGUUAUUAUAUAAGGCUAAAACUGUAACUCAACUUACGUUAAAAAACAUUCAUUUAUCAUCUCUAAAGGAAUUGAAUUACUUUGAAAAUCUAGAGGAAUUGUAUAUUACAAAUUAUGUGGGAGAUAUUUCCCAAAAAAAUUUUCAAGAUUUAUCAGAGAUUUCCUUAAAAAAGCUAAAAAAUUUUUUUAUUAUUUCUUUAUUUUCAGAAACUUAUUUGAAAAAUCUUUGCAAAUUUAUAAAAAAUUCCAAAGAAUUAACGCAUCUUAAAAUUCAAGGGUGUAAAUUGCAUGACCCUGAUUAUUCAAUGACAUGGAUAAACUCUUUAGCUAAAAAUAAUAGAAAUCUUGUUUCUUAUGAAGGACCUAUUGGAUCAAAUGAUGUAGUAGCAUUAUGGAUAUUUUUAGAUUCUUGUAAAAGUCUUCAGAAAUUACAUUUUCAAUGCAACAACUAUAAUUCCUUCACUUCAAAUAAAGACUUGAAAAGUUUUGACAAUAUACUAAGAGAACUUACAAGAAAACAACCCGUAGCUUUGAGAAAACUAAUAGUAGGUAAAGGCUGGACUGUUUCUUGUAAAGGAGUUGAAAAUUUCAUAAAAUGUCGGAAGAAUUUGUUUGUGCCAAUUAGAUUUGAAUGGGAUCCACAUACGGUAAUUAUUGGGAAUAUAAAUGAAUUAACUAAAAGAUAUUGCGGAGUAAUUAAUAAGGUCCAUAAAAAUUAACCCAAUUUUUAACUAGAAUCAAAUAAUCAUUUCAGUUAUAUGUAUUUUUUCCUUUAACAUGUAAAAAUUUUAUAUAUAAAUUAAUAAAUUAGAAUAAUAAAUUAAGAGAAUUACUAA